Neodiprion virginianus is the source of this 831-nucleotide messenger RNA. RefSeq lists its product as uncharacterized. NCBI's taxonomy places the organism in Eukaryota, Metazoa, Arthropoda, Insecta, Hymenoptera, Diprionidae. The coding region runs from base 74 to 781 and encodes 235 amino acids. Gene Ontology annotation, molecular function: zinc ion binding. The record is from RefSeq and is a predicted model, not a curated record. The transcript is spliced from 6 exons. Gene Ontology annotation, cellular component: nucleus.
UCUUGCAAUUAUGAACCCUGUGAUAUUUCGGUUACCUUUGGGUUUGUUCUCGUAGCUGCGCUCGAGUGAGGGAAUGGAGGAAGGAGUUAGAACUGAUAUAAGUGGGAUGGAGAUUGGUCACCUAGAAAUGGUGGCUAAAUUUGAGGAUCCAACAAUAAUAAUUCAGAACGCGACUGAUGUCGUAGGACACAACAGUAAUCAAGGUGGCAAAUACUUUGUUGUAACUGAGGUUUCAGAAAAUCCUGAAAAACUAGCAGUGAGUGCUGGGAUGGAGGUACUUGACGCUACCGCUGUAAUUGAUCAACGUAAAUCAUGGGGUGAAAUCUGUAGGAUAUGCGCUAAUACCAAUGAUUAUUUGAUCCCAAUUUUUGAAGGCGAAGGCCUUGAACAAGACCUUCACAAUAAGAUACACCGAUAUUUGCCAAUUCAGGUGUCUGAAGAAGACAAUCUGCCUCUACGUCUAUGUUACCAUUGUGCCGGUAUACUUCUGGCAUGGCAUGAAUUAGUCGAGGAUUGUUUGGAAGCUGAACGGACUCUUCUGCAAAUGGAAAGUGAAUUGAAACAAAAAAAUCAGCUUACCAGUUUGGAGAAUUCACUGGAUGAAGAAUGUCCUGGAUCGACAGUACUGGACCCUCGUAUAUCAUUCAAACGUCAAUUGCCAGAAGAGCAGCUUGCGGUCAGAGGAGAUUGCAAUGAAGCGGUGACUACAAUUGAUGCCAAGAGGACAUUGCGGAAGAAGAUGGAUGAAUUUCUUUACGUCUGCCUGGUCUUUAUGCUUUAACGUCAGAUGACGAGCAAUCUUUGUUUGCAAUGUAUUACAGUAUAAACAAA